AAUUCUACCUUGCUCAAUUUCUUCCAACAUUUUCUAUUUGUCCAAACAAUUAAUUAAUAUUUCAUAAGCUUUCAAACAUCCAAACUUCAACUUUCCAAAAACAUUUUCUAUUUGUCCAAACAAUUAAUUAAUAUUUCAUAAGCUUUCAAACAUCCAAACUUCAACUUUCCAACCUUCAAUCCAAACUUCAACUUUCCAAACAUAUUUCAAUAAUGGAGAGAUCACAAUCCUCACUUCUACAAAUUCAGCCCCCAACUUAUGGAAACUUAGUGACAAUUCUAAGUAUCGAUGGUGGCGGUAUUAGAGGCCUUAUUCCUGCAACUAUCCUUGAGUACCUUGAAUCAGAACUUCAGGAAUUGGACGGUGAAUCUGCAAGACUUGCCGAUUACUUUGAUGUGAUUACCGGAACAAGUACGGGUGGUCUUGUAACUGCCAUGUUAAGUGCUCCAAAUGAUAAACAACGUCCACUUUUUGCUGCUAAAGAUAUCAAGCCCUUUUAUUUGGAACACUGUCCAAGUAUUUUUCCACAAAACAAGCACAUGUUAGGUCCAAUGGGAAAAUUGUUUAGAUCAUUGGCAGGACCAAAAUACGAUGGAAAAUACCUUCACAAUGUGGUGAUGGAAAAGCUUGGAGAAAUUCGUGUGCAUCAGACUCUCACCAAUAUUGUGAUCCCAGCGUUUGACAUAAAGACCAUGCAACCAAUCAUUUUUUCAACAUAUCAAAGCAAGAGAACACCAUGCAUGGAUGCUCGUCUCUCUGACAUAUGUAUUAGUACUUCUGCUGCUCCCACCUAUCUUCCCGGUCACAACUUCAAGAAUCAAGACACAGAAGGAAACGUACAUGAAUUCAACCUCAUUGAUGGUGGUGUUUGUGCAAAUAAUCCGACCUUAGUGGCCGUGAAUGAAGUAACCAAGCAGAUAGUAAAUCAGAAUAAUGACUUCUAUGCCAUCAAGCCCAUGGAAUAUAGUCGCUUUCUGAUAAUUUCACUUGGAACUGGUACACCAAAGAAUGAACAAAAAUUUGAUGCAAAAAUGGCAGCAAAAUGGGGUCUAUUGAAUUGGUUAGCUCACGGCGGUUCCACUCCCUUAAUUGAUAUCUUUAGUCAAGCCUCGGGAGAUAUGGUUGAUUUUCAUAUUGCUACGGUCACUCAAGCUCUUAACUGUCAAGAUAAUUAUCUACGAAUUCAGGAUGAUACAUUGACUGGCAUAGACUCUUCUGUUGAUAUUGCCACGAAAGAGAAUUUAGAAAACCUAUGCAAAAUUGGAGAAAGGUUAUUGAAGAAACCUGUAACUAAGGUCAAUUUAGAGAACGGUAUGUGUGAGCCUACUGGAAAUGCUGAGACCAACCAAGAAGCUCUCAAAAGGUUUGCAAAAAUACUUUCACAAGAGAGGAAGCUUCGAGAAUUGACAUCUCCUCAUACUAACAAGUAGAGGUGUCAAUUUAUGGGGCUAAUAAAUUUGAGCCCCAGCCCCAUGAUAAUGGGGCCUAAAAAAAAUUCAAAAAUAGUAGGCCCUUAAACACAUAGGGCCCAAAGUUAAAAGGCCCCAAAAUUUAAAAAAGGGCCAUUAGGCCCCAAAUAAAUAAAAUAAAAAACUUAAUUUAAAAAUAAAAAAAUAAAAACUUUUAAAUAAAAAAAUAGGUUAAAAUUUUAAUAAAUAAAAAAAAAUUAAUUUUUUUUAAAAGAAAAUUAAAAAAUACCGUUAAAGAAAUUCUAAAAACAAAAAAAUAACUUUUAAGAAAAAAUAAAAGAUUCGGUUAAAAAAAUUCUAAAAUAAAAACAACUUUUAUGAAAAAAUUAUGUGAAGAAUUUUGAAUAGCAAAUAUAAAAUUGUCCAUUGCUUAAAUGUGAUAUUUUUGUGAGAAUAAAAUUCAUGUCUUUAAAUCUUCCUUAUUUUUCCAUCAAUUAAUUUAUUUCUCUCUUUUUUUUUUUGUCUGGCUAAAUAAUUAUUUUCAAUGGAAUCUUUUUACUUCUUCAUAGUUUAUUCUAUUAUUUUUCUUUGUUAUCUUUUUUCGAAUUCCAUUAUUUUUUUUAUAAUAUUUUCUAUUUGAAACGAUGAAAUUGUUGCCUCCCCACCUUAUUGGCUUUUUCUUAAAUUAUCAAAUUUAAGUUUUUCCAUCUUCAUUAAAAAAAUGUAGCGUUUUUUUUUGAAGAGGAAAAAAUGUACCGUUUUUUAGUUCUUACAGAAUGUAGCGUUUUUUAGUUCAACACAAAAUUUUGAGUGGAAUAAAAUAAGGCCCUCAUAAUGGGGCCAAAAACAAAUGCAUUUUGUAAAGGGCCUAAAAUUUUAGGGCCUAAAAUAAAUUUUAAUAAUUGGGGGCUCAAUAUAUUAGGGCUUUAAUGGGGUUAAAUUAUUAGGGCCUUUAGUUAUAGGGCUUAUUUGACAGCUCUACUAACAAGAACUUAAAAUAGAGAGAACGUCUUCUACUUGUUGUUCAUGAAGAUUUUAGUUUUUGUUCUUAGGUUAAUUUUAUAGUACUUUUUAUGUUAUAUUUCAGUACAAUUAUUUGUAUAUUUCUUUUUUUUUUCUAAAUUUAUAGUUGGUAUUGGAUUAAAGAAAAAUGUGAACGUAUUUAACUAUUCAUUCAUUA
Messenger RNA from Vicia villosa (hairy vetch), 2589 nucleotides. Its product is annotated as patatin-like protein 2. Gene Ontology annotation, molecular function: glycerophospholipase activity; monoacylglycerol lipase activity. The record is from RefSeq and is a predicted model, not a curated record. The transcript is spliced from 4 exons. Lineage: Eukaryota; Viridiplantae; Streptophyta; Magnoliopsida; Fabales; Fabaceae. Gene Ontology annotation, biological process: lipid metabolic process. Bases 213 to 1430 code for a protein of 405 amino acids.